UUUGUGCCGUUCCGUAUCGGCCAUCUCUGAACGAAUCGUUCUUUCUGUACUUGGCAGCCGUACAAGCCGAUCGAACCUUACGGGGCCGUACCGCCUGAGUAAUUGCAGCAACGGAAACAGCAGCAGCAUCGCUAUCAACUCGAACAGCCGCCACUUCAAAGUUUUUGUUACGGAAAACGCCGCAGCAGCAAGAUCAAAUAUCUGACGGCACCAGUAGAACACAACCACAACACCUCAACCAAAAAAUCGUCAUGCCCGAAGAGAAGAAAUACGCACACACCAACGGGUUUGCCAACGGACACGGUAACGGCGGACUUCCGCCAGAGAGCCCGGACGGUGAGAUGUUCCUUUUCACUUCUGAAUCUGUCGGAGAAGGACAUCCUGACAAAAUGUGCGACCAGAUCAGUGAUGCUAUUUUAGACGCACAUCUGGAACAAGAUCCUGACGCAAAAGUGGCUUGUGAAACUGUUACCAAAACUGGAAUGGUUUUACUUUGUGGAGAAAUAACAUCCAAAGCCAAUGUUGAUUACCAAAGAGUAGUUCGAGACACUAUUAAACAUAUUGGCUACGAUGAUUCAUCAAAAGGGUUUGACUACAAGACAUGCAAUGUUCUCGUCACAGUUGAUGAACAGUCAUCUAAUAUUGCGGAUGGUGUACACGUUAACAAAAUCGAAGAUGCGAUUGGGGCAGGUUUUGAUUACAAGACAUGUUCGGUGAUGCUUGCUAUUGAUCAACAAUCUCCAAAUAUUGCUGCUGGUGUACAUAUCAACAGGACUGCUGAGGAGGUUGGUGCUGGUGAUCAGGGCCUCAUGUUUGGCUAUGCUACAGAUGAAACAGAAGAAUGUAUGCCUUUAACUGUGGUACUUGCUCACAAGCUUAACGAAAAAGUAGCAGAACUCCGAAGAAAUGGAGUGCUUUGGUGGGCACGUCCUGACACUAAAACACAAGUAACAUGUGAAUACUGUUUGGUCGGUGGUGCUUGUAUUCCACAAAGAGUUCACACAGUUGUGAUAUCUGUGCAACAUUCUGAAAAGAUUUCAUUAGAAGACUUACGGCAAGAAGUUAUGUCUAAAGUUGUUAAGACCGUGAUUCCUUCUCAGUAUCUUGAUGAUAGAACUGUUUUCCACAUUAAUCCAUGUGGUCAAUUUGUGAUGGGUGGUCCUCAAUGCGAUGCUGGCUUGACGGGACGAAAAAUUAUUGUUGAUACUUAUGGUGGUUGGGGAGCUCACGGAGGUGGUGCAUUCUCUGGCAAGGACUUCACUAAAGUUGAUAGAUCUGCUGCGUAUGCUGCUCGUUGGGUUGCCAAGUCUUUGGUCAAAUCUGGCCUUUGCAAACGUUGUCUUGUACAAGUAUCGUAUGCGAUUGGAGUAGCAGAGCCAAUAUCAAUUACACUUUUCCAUUAUGGCACAUCUACUAAAACUCAAAAAGAAUUGUUGAAAAUUGUUAACAGUAAUUUCGAUUUAAGACCAGGAAGAAUAGUCAGAGAUUUAAAUCUACGAAACCCAAUCUACCAAAAAACAAGCACAUACGGACAUUUUGGUCGUGACAUAUUUCCUUGGGAAAAACCUAAGAUUUUGGUUGAGUGAUAAAUGGCAGACUUCUUACACACUGUGUAUGAUUCAAAACAAAUGCGUAGAAUUUUUUUAUUAUGAUUUUUUUUUUUAACAUUAACAAAUCAAAUGUUGCCACCUGUUUGUAGUG
Rhopalosiphum maidis (corn leaf aphid) is the source of this 1701-nucleotide messenger RNA. It is a transcript of the gene Sam-S, whose product is annotated as S-adenosylmethionine synthase. The coding region runs from base 252 to 1586 and encodes 444 amino acids. NCBI's taxonomy places the organism in Eukaryota, Metazoa, Arthropoda, Insecta, Hemiptera, Aphididae. Gene Ontology annotation, cellular component: cytosol. Gene Ontology annotation, biological process: S-adenosylmethionine biosynthetic process. The record is from RefSeq and is a predicted model, not a curated record. Gene Ontology annotation, molecular function: ATP binding; methionine adenosyltransferase activity. The transcript is spliced from 11 exons.